GAUUCUUGCCGUGAUUCUAGGGCCAAGGUUCCUGUUGUCCAUCUGCUGGCCCUUUGGACCACUCAGCUACUGGCAUGCUUUCCAAGUCUGUCUCCAUGAGUGGCAUCAAUUGCUUCUUUGGCUGCUCAGAUCCAGCUGGGAAUUUAUCCCAGGCCUCUGCUGCUGACCUCAGCCAAAGCUGUAGCCAACUGGAAGGGGGCUCAGGUACCUGGGCAGGCUCCUCCCUGCGACGGACCUUCAGCUUCCUCUUGGGCAUGACUGGAAAGGCCAAGACCCGGGAGAAGGAGAAGAUGAAGGAAGCCAAGGAUGCCCGGUAUACCAACGGGCAUCUCUUCACCACCAUCUCCGUUUCGGGCAUGACCAUGUGCUAUGCCUGUAACAAGAGCAUCACAGCCAAGGAAGCCCUCAUCUGCCCAACCUGCAAUGUGACUAUCCACAACCGCUGUAAAGACACCCUCGCCAACUGUACCAAGGUCAAGCAGAAGCAACAGAAAGCUGCCCUGCUGAAGAACAACACUGCCCUGCAGUCUGUUUCACUUCGCAGUAAGACCACCAUCCGGGAGCGGCCCAGCUCUGCCAUCUACCCCUCUGACAGCUUCCGGCAGUCCCUGCUGGGCUCCCGCCGCGGCCGCUCCUCCUUGUCUUUGGCCAAGAGUGUUUCCACCACCAACAUUGCUGGACACUUCAAUGAUGAGUCUCCCCUGGGGCUGCGCCGGAUCCUCUCCCAGUCCACAGAUUCCCUCAACAUGCGGAACCGAACCCUGUCAGUGGAGUCCCUCAUCGACGAAGGUGCAGAGGUGAUCUACAAUGAGCUGAUGAGUGACUUCGAGAUGGAUGAGAAGGACUUUGCAGCUGAUUCCUGGAGCCUGGCUGUGGACAGCAGCUUUUUACAGCAGCAAAAAAAGGAGGUGAUGAAACAGCAGGAUGUCAUCUAUGAGCUAAUUCAGACGGAGCUGCACCAUGUACGGACACUGAAGAUCAUGACCCGCCUCUUCCGCACAGGGAUGCUGGAAGAGCUACAGCUGGAGCCGGGAGUGGUCCAGGGCCUGUUUCCCUGUGUGGAUGAGCUCAGCGACAUCCAUACACGCUUCCUUAGCCAGCUGUUAGAACGCCGGCGCCAGGCCCUAUGCCCUGGCAGCACCAGGAACUUUGUCAUCCAUCGCUUGGGUGACCUUCUCAUCAGCCAGUUCUCAGGUCCCAGUGCAGAGCAGAUGCGUAAGACCUACUCAGAGUUCUGCAGCCGCCACACCAAGGCCUUAAAGCUCUAUAAGGAGCUAUAUGCCCGAGACAAACGCUUCCAGCAAUUCAUCCGGAAAGUGACCCGCUCGGCUGUGCUGAAGCGGCAUGGGGUACAGGAGUGCAUCCUGCUGGUGACGCAGCGCAUCACCAAGUACCCAGUGCUCAUCAACCGGAUCCUGCAGCAUUCCCAUGGGAUUGAGGAGGAGCGCCAGGACCUGACAGCAGCCCUGGGGCUGGUGAAGGAGUUGUUGUCCAACGUGGACCAGGAUGUGCACGAGCUGGAGAAGGGGGCCCGCCUGCAGGAGAUCUACAACCGCAUGGACCCUCGCGCCCAGACCCCAGUGCCUGGCAAGGGCCCCUUUGGCCGAGAGGAGCUUCUGCGGCGCAAACUUAUCCAUGAUGGCUGCCUACUCUGGAAGACCGCAACCGGCCGGUUCAAAGAUGUGCUGAUGCUGCUGAUGACAGAUGUGCUGUUGUUCCUCCAGGAGAAGGACCAGAAGUACAUCUUUCCUGCCCUGGACAAGCCCUCGGUGGUGUCACUGCAGAAUCUAAUCGUAAGGGACAUCGCCAACCAGGAGAAAGGGAUGUUUCUGAUCAGUGCGGCCCCACCUGAAAUGUACGAGGUCCACACGGCAUCCAGGGACGACCGGAGCACCUGGAUCAGAGUCAUUCAGCAGAGUGUGCGCAUAUGCCCAUCCAGGGAGGACUUCCCCCUGAUUGAGACAGAGGAUGAAGCUUAUCUGCGGCGAAUCAAGAUGGAGCUCCAGCAAAAAGACCGGGCUUUGGUGGAGCUGCUGCAAGAGAAGGUCGGGCUGUUUGCCGAGAUGGCGCAUUUCCAGGUGGAAGAGGAUGGCAGCAGUGGGACGCCCCUGCCUACCCUGCCCAGGGGCCUUUUCCGCUCUGAGUCCCUUGAGUCCCCGCGUGGUGAGCGGCUGCUGCUGGAUGCCAUCCGUGAGGUGGAGGGCCUGAAGGACCUGCUCGUGGGGCCUGGAGUGGAGCUGCUCUUGACGCCGCGGGAACCAGCCUUGCCGAUGGAAGCAGACAGCAGUGGCACCACAAGUCCUGGGGUCACUGCCAAUGGUGAGGCCAGAACCUUCAAUGGCUCAAUUGAGCUCUGCCGAGCUGACUCAGACUCCAGCCAGAAGGAUCGAAAUGGAAAUCAGCUGAGAUCUCCUCAGGAGGAAGCAUUACAACGAUUGGUCAACCUUUACGGGCUUCUGCAUGGCCUGCAGGCGGCUGUGGCCCAGCAGGACACGUUGAUGGAAGCCCGGUUCCCCGAGGGCCCCGAGCGGCGGGAGAAGCUGUCCAGAACCAACUCUCGGGAUGGGGAGGCUGGCAGAGCUGGGGCUACUACCCCUGCGGCUCCUGAAAAGCAGGCCACGGAACUGGCGUUACUGCAGCGGCAACACGCGCUGUUGCAGGAGGAGCUGCGGCGCUGCCGGCGGCUGGGUGAGGAGCGGGCGACCGAGGCUGGCAGCCUGGAAGCCCGGCUCCGGGAAAGCGAACAGGCCCGGGCUCUGCUGGAGCGGGAGGCCGAAGAGGCUCGCAGGCAGCUGGCCGCCUUGGGCCAGACCGAACCGCUCCCAGCCGAGGCCCCCUGGGCCCGCAGGCCUCUGGAUCCUCGGCGCCGUAGCCUCCCUGCAGGCGAUGCCCUGUACUUGAGUUUCACCCCACCACAGCCCAGCCGAGGCCACGACCGCCUGGACUUGCCUGUGACUGUCCGCUCUGUCCAUCGACCCUUUGAGGACCGAGAGAGGCAGGAGCUGGGCAGCCCUGAGGAGCGGCUGCAAGAUAGCAGUGACCCUGACACCGGCAGCGAGGAGGAAGGCAGCGGCCGUCUCUCUCCGCCCCACAGUCCACGAGAUUUCACCCGAAUGCAGGACAUCCCAGAAGAGACAGAGAGUCGCGAUGGGGAGCCUGGAGCUUCAGAGAGCUAAGGGGGCCCCUCCCCCUGGCCUGUGCCCCCUGGAAGGACAUUACUGAGGGAGGCAAACCUUGGGGACUCCAGUCUGCCGAUGACAAGGGAACUUUUAAAAGAACUGCUGAUGGUCCCUGCCACCUGUCGGGGUCCUUGGAUACCUGGGGCCGGUCUGGAAGCUGGGGGAAUGAGGCCACAGCGCCCUCUGGUGGCGUCCAGAAGCUGCACCACAGAUGCCAGUUUUUCAUGCCUUCUUCCCUCUACUUUAGGAAAAUUUAUUUAUUUAUUGUUUAUUAGUUGUGGAGGGAGAGGGGAUUUAGAGGACCAGGGACAUGGGAACCAAGCCAUAGGGAUCGGGGGGCCUUGUCCUUUAACACUACUGGGGUUUAUUCGGGCUCCACCAUGCAGCUGCUGGGGUCUAGCCCUGACGCCCCUCCCCAGCAACCCCCCUCCUGGAGGAGAGGCAGCAGCCUUAGGGCCCAGCUGCCCCUUCCAGAAGGGCUGUGGGCGGGGCCAUGUCCUCUCCCUUUCCCCUCAACCUCUUAACUGCUGUCCUCCCUUCUCUCCAUCCUCCAUGGAAACCCCAGGGAGAUGACCUGGCUUCCUGGAGUCGAUGGAAUAGAGGUUGAAGUGGCCAUAAUGGUUUGUAAGGGGUUGAGGGGGGAAAAAAAACCCACAGGGACCAGAAUGUUAUUUUUUGUUGUUGUUUUCUUUUUUUGUACCAAAGCCAACUGCACGUGUUUUAUAUUUUUAAGAGAAGAUUAUAGGCAAUUAGAGAUCGCAGCCUUCUAUCUCCACAUCUCUGAAGAAUUUGAGGUGGGGGGAACAAUGGCUUCUUCCCUCAUCUGUACUAAUGGGGGACCUGUUCUGACCUCUUCCCCAGCCAUUUGGGGAAAAAAGUUCUAGGGUGAGUUGGGCAAUUUCUAUGAACCCUGACCUCAUCCCCCACCACAGCAACCAUGACCUGAAACCUCAGUGUGAAUUGGGGGGACUUUUUUAAUGGAUUCCCUCCUAGUACCCACCAGCCCCAGCCAUUUUUUUCUGCCAAUUUGAUUGUAAAAAAAAAGAUAAAAGCAGGGAAAAUUAAAGACCUGGAACCCCGUGAAA
Molecule: messenger RNA, 4264 nt
Organism: Manis javanica (Malayan pangolin)
Lineage: Eukaryota; Metazoa; Chordata; Mammalia; Pholidota; Manidae
Gene: ARHGEF2
Product: Rho/Rac guanine nucleotide exchange factor 2
Biological process (GO): positive regulation of neuron differentiation; regulation of Rho protein signal transduction; cell morphogenesis
Cellular component (GO): cytoskeleton; ruffle membrane
Molecular function (GO): microtubule binding; guanyl-nucleotide exchange factor activity
Source: RefSeq, a predicted model, not a curated record